GAGCGGAAAGGUUCAAGUUUUCAAGAAGAACAAUUACGAGUUCUGCUGAUGGACCUUUUGACUGCUGGAUCAGAGACAACAGCUGGAACAAUUCAGUGGGCAUUGCUCUAUUUGGUAGCUUUUCCAGAGAUCCAAGAGAAAUGCCAGAAGGAAAUAGACUUUUUUCUGGGAAGUAAUUCCAACCUGCAAUAUGAAGAUCGGGAAAAGCUGUCCUACACAAAUGCCGUCAUUCAUGAAAUCCAACGCCGUACAACUGUUGCUCCUCUCGGAGUAGCUCACACACCCAUCCAAAAUGCACAGCUUUGCGGCUAUCAAAUUCCCAAGGGCGCCACCAUUUUCAUCAACCUCCAUUCUGUUCAUCAUGAUGAAUCCCAGUGGAAGUUCCCCCACGAGUUCAACCCCUCCAACUUCCUGAAUGCAAAGGGAGAGUUUGUGAAGCCGGAAGCCUUUUUGACAUUUUCAGCAGGACCAAGGGUUUGUUUAGGAGAAAAUCUGGCUCGGAUGGAGCUCUUCCUCUUCCUCACCAGCAUCCUGAGAAAUUUCCAGCUAUCUUGGCCAGAUAAAUCCCGGGCACCAGAUCUCACACCUAACUUGGGUCCCACACUAUUCCCGUCAAGCUUUAAAAUAUCAGUGAAAGGCUGCCAGGAGAGCAACUAGAUCGAAGGAAGAUUUUCCAUCUUUCAAAGCAAAGUCAUCCUCUCCAAAGACACUUGAAAGAUCCAGAUGAAAUUCAUAGGCUAUGUGGCU
Notechis scutatus (mainland tiger snake) is the source of this 747-nucleotide messenger RNA. The record is from RefSeq and is a predicted model, not a curated record. NCBI's taxonomy places the organism in Eukaryota, Metazoa, Chordata, Lepidosauria, Squamata, Elapidae.